This is a messenger RNA of Pistacia vera, 1419 nucleotides long. RefSeq lists its product as uncharacterized. The coding region runs from base 191 to 1132 and encodes 313 amino acids. The record is from RefSeq and is a predicted model, not a curated record. The transcript is spliced from 4 exons. Lineage: Eukaryota; Viridiplantae; Streptophyta; Magnoliopsida; Sapindales; Anacardiaceae.
UGGAGUAAUCUUAACGGUGAUGAUAGGGUCUGCAUGGUAGUUUAGAGUAAUCUUAACGGUGAUGAUAGGGUCUGCAUGGUAGUUUCCGAAGGUUUUAGGGCCUACAUAUAUUAUUGAUUGCAGAGGUCUGGUUGUUAUUAACCAUAGUUUAAAACGAGUGGCGGUGGGAGAGGGUGAGAGCGAAGGCGAAAUGUGCCCGGAAAAUGAAAGCGAGACGCUGGUAGAAGCGGCGCUAAGAGUGCUAAAUACAGAGGACCCAUUUGAGAAGGCUCGACUCGGCGACUCGGUUGCCUCUAAAUGGCUUGACGGAACCAUCACUCUCCCCUACAACCCCUCUCUCGACCUCCCCGUGCCCGAUCGCCCCGCCAGGCUCACCAACGUGAAAUUGGUGUCGCCAAGUUUAAUGCCGAAGCUCGGUAAAGCGGGGAGCCUGCAGAGUAGGCAGGCCAUUGUGCAUAGUAUAGUGCACACUGAGAGUUGGGCCAUUGACUUGUCUUGGGAUAUAAUUGCUCGUUUUGGUAAGCAAGAGGCUAUGCCUAGAGAGUUCUUCACAGAUUUUGUGAAGGUGGCUCAAGAUGAAGGCCGACAUUUCACUCUCCUUGCAGCACGGCUAGAGGAACUAGGCUUUUCUUAUGGAGCAUUACCAGCUCAUGAUGGCCUCUGGGACUCAGCCAUAGCAACAUCCAAGGACCUGCUGUCGCGUUUGGCAAUUGAACAUUGUGUCCAUGAGGCCAGGGGACUUGAUGUGCUGCCUGCAACAAUUUCUCGCUUCCGUAAUGGAGGUGAUAACAAGACGGCAGAUUUACUGGAGACAGUGGUUUACCCAGAAGAGAUUACUCAUUGUGCCUCAGGAGUGAAGUGGUUCAAGUGGCUAUGUUUGAGGUCUAGGAAUCCAGCUUUAUUUCAAGAUAGCUUGGCAUCUCUAGAACACGAAGCAGGAGAAAAUGGAUGUGCAAUAGAGGAGAAUGAAGUGGUUAUUCAGAAGUUUCAUGCCAUAGUAAGGACAUAUUUUAGGGGACCAUUGAAGCCGCCGUUUAAUGAGGCCGCAAGGAAAGCUGCUGGUUUUGGUCCUCAGUGGUAUGAACCACUUGCUAUCAAAGAAGCUGCUCCAGACUGCCAAUUAGUGAACUAAAUUUAGGAAGCAAAUUAUCCAUGAAGAUAAUAAACUUCUUCUGAAGUUUAGUUGUCAUAUGCUUAGUGUUGCUGGUUAUCCCAGAAAGAUGAUAGAUUAUUGAUUAAUAGUUAUUAGUUUCGACCAAUUUUGGUCCUCAGAACACUAUAAAAACCCAAGGGCUGCUUUUGAUUCAUCAGCUCCCAGUUCGAAUUUUGCUUGUGUUCCAAGAGAAAUACUUUAUAUGUUUUCUUUAUUUCUUAUGUCUUUUCAGCAAAAACGAUGUAUCUGGUGAGAAAUUUUAAAAU